CCAUUCAAUUAUUUUUAAUGACAUAGAAGAUGAAAUCUGUGUGCAAACCAUGCAGCAAGCAGAAUCUGCAUGGCAUUAUUUUUAUUUGCAUUUGUGGUGGGGUUGCCAGUAAAAAUUUGCUGGGCUAUAAGGGUAAUUUCUGGUUCUACAUUAAUUAACGAAUGAAUGACUUUAAUAUAUGUAUGGCAACAGAUUAAUGAAGAGUCAGCCUUAAUAAUUUUAAUUUUAAAAUAUAUUAUUAAUGGCUAUUUUGCGCAUCAUAAGCCUAGG
This is a messenger RNA of Spodoptera exigua (beet armyworm), 270 nucleotides long. The record is from the annotation of a GenBank genome assembly. Lineage: Eukaryota; Metazoa; Arthropoda; Insecta; Lepidoptera; Noctuidae.